AUGCUAUCAGAAGUUCCAGAGGACAUCUACUUCUCCAUAUUGGAGUUCUGCGACUCCUUAGACCAUGCUCGCCUUAUGGUCUGCAAUAGGAGCAUGCUGGCCAUCACUGCUAACUGUUCCUAUAGGCAGUUUAUCGAACUUUUCGACCCUCCCAAGGACUCCCCUGUAGUACCCCAUAGCUUGGGCGAUCUACUAACGCUGGUGAACCUGGCUCGACAUAGUACUGACAGUCUACGAGCAGCCCGGGAUGCCUGCAACCUCGCAGCAUCACAUGGCCUCACCAAAUUCAUUGGCACAAUUAUUGGUAAUCGCAAGUGGGCCUAUGAGGUUCUAUCAGCUGGGGCGCUAACCUUCGCAGUGCGAGGUGGCCAUCAUGAUACGCUCAAGUUCGUACUGAAUGCGGUGAACCCCUCCGAGGGUCAAGCCUUCGACCCUCCCUCCACCUCUGGCUGA
Perkinsus marinus ATCC 50983 is the source of this 453-nucleotide messenger RNA. RefSeq lists its product as hypothetical. The coding region runs from base 1 to 453 and encodes 150 amino acids. NCBI's taxonomy places the organism in Eukaryota, Perkinsozoa, Perkinsida, Perkinsidae. The transcript has 2 exons. The record is from RefSeq and is a predicted model, not a curated record.